Raphanus sativus (radish) is the source of this 1022-nucleotide messenger RNA. Its product is annotated as probable LRR receptor-like serine/threonine-protein kinase At1g56140. Gene Ontology annotation, molecular function: protein binding. The record is from RefSeq and is a predicted model, not a curated record. Lineage: Eukaryota; Viridiplantae; Streptophyta; Magnoliopsida; Brassicales; Brassicaceae.
GACAGACCAACAUACAAGUCGAUGAAUAAAUGUAAUAAGUCAGUGGACCGAUAGACCACCAUUGGUCUCUGUGUUUCUGAACCAACCCCCCUCCCCCACCUAAAAAAAAGAGAGAAAAAAGUAUAAACCUGAGUGAACGAGGAUGCCCACGUGUCUGCACCUCACCGUAUGGUUCCUCUUGUGUCUUUCCGGUACGAUUCAUCUGGUUCUAUUUCAAAACCGAACCGCAGCUACUACUCAUCGCGACGAAGCGCGAGCUUUGAACUCCAUCUUCGGGGUUUGGAAGAUCGAUGAGUACAGUUACGACGGGUCGUACUCUUGGAACUUCAGUGACGAACUUUGCUCCGGCGCAGCCAUCGACGAGGACAUAACCAUCGACGACAAAGCCUACAACCCUCUUAUCAAAUGCCACUGCACUUUCGAAAACUCCACAAUAUGCCGCAUCACCGCCCUCAAGGUUUAUGCGAUGGAUGUUCAAGGACCUAUACCUCCACAGCUCUGGACUUUGAUAUACCUCACAAAUCUGAACCUGGCUCAAAAUUUUCUUACGGGCUCCCUUUCUCAUGCAAUUGGAAAUUUGAUUCGAAUGGAAUGGCUGACUUUUGGGAUCAAUGCGUUGACUGGCCCUGUUCCUAAGGAAAUUGGUCUACUCACAGAAUUGAAAUAUCUUGGUAUUAGUUCAAACAACUUUUCUGGAUCUAUACCAGCUGAGCUUGGGAGUUGCACAAAACUACAGCAAAUAUACAUUGAUAGUUCUGGACUCACCGGUGGAAUACCUUCAUCAUUUGCUAAUCUUGUGGAGCUGCAAACCGCUUGGAUGAUGGAUUUGGGACUUACAGGUCGUAUACCAGACUUUAUAGGAAAAUGGACCAAACUUACCGGCUUGAGAAUUUUCGGAACUGGUUUAAGUGGUCCGAUACCUUCGUCAUUUUCCAACUUAACUUCUUUGACAGAACUGAGGCUUGGUGAUAUAUCAAACGGUAGCUCUUCUCUUGAGUUCAUCAAAAACAUGAAAUCUCUAA